Dinoponera quadriceps is the source of this 2084-nucleotide messenger RNA. RefSeq names its product sialin. The transcript has 5 exons. The coding region runs from base 278 to 1903 and encodes 541 amino acids. Gene Ontology annotation, cellular component: plasma membrane. The record is from RefSeq and is a predicted model, not a curated record. Lineage: Eukaryota; Metazoa; Arthropoda; Insecta; Hymenoptera; Formicidae. Gene Ontology annotation, molecular function: transmembrane transporter activity. Gene Ontology annotation, biological process: monoatomic anion transport; transmembrane transport.
GCUUAUAGAAGAUCUCCGCAACAAGUUCCCGAUACGAAAACACGAACUCUCAUCUCGACUCCGAUUAUUUAUAUUUGGUGCUCUCUCUCGCACACCAUUUCGCUCUCGUCUCGAAGCGACGAGCUGAAUCCUCGUUGAUCAAUACGUUCUUCGGCGUUUAUCUAUCGGCGUGUUCGUUGCUCUCGCGCAGCAAAAACGAAAACUCGAGCGCGCGGCAUUGUUCUUAACGCGGCAAUUUCCGAUCGACGAAGUCAGUCAGUCGGCCGGUGAAUUCGAUAUGUAUCGAGAGCGUGACGAACGUACGCCGUUAAUUGCACCGGCAAGAAAACGAUGGAUCCCCAUGCGGAUUCUCAUGUGCGUGAUGACCUUCACCGCCUGCUGGACCAGCUACAUGUGCCGUCUGCAGAUGCCGAUCCUGGUGGUGCCGAUGAUCCGGGACGCGCCGGGACUCAACAACCUCACCGCCGGCGUUUGCGUGUUCGAUGAAGAAAUAAUCCGGUCACGACGCUCCAUCAUCUUCGACGCGCUCGACCCAGCCGGCUACCUGGAGAACCAAAUCAUGGAAGAGCUCGAGCUGAAGCGAGCGGAGUCUCGAUAUCGUCGGCAAGCCCAAUUAGAGGUGCGUCCGCCGAACGCUCCCAUCCGGCUGUUCGGCGGUCAGCCCUUCGAUUGGACCCCGAAUAUACGGGGCCAACUGAUCGCCGCUUACGGCUACGGCAACGUGCCGGGCAACUUCAUCGGCGGCUGGCUGUCGCUGCGCUACGGGCCGCGCCGGGCGGUUCUCUGGACGUCGCUGUUGGCCGCUCUGGUGUCACUGGUGAGCCCACUGCUCGCCCAGUUUCACUGGCUCGUGCUCUUCUUCUCGAGGAUCAUCAUCGGCGUCACCGGCGGCGUCAUCUUUCCCGCCGGACACACGAUGGUGGCGAAGUGGGCACCGCCGAACGAGAAGUCACGCUUCGUCUGGUCUCUGCUCGGAGGCACCUUCGGCACGAUAUUAACGUACCCCAUGGUGGCCGCCAUCGCCGAGACGAUGGACUGGGAGUCAGCCUGGUACAUUCCGUCCCUGCUGAUGCUCGUGUGGAUCGUCGUUUGGGCGGCGAUUGCGUACGAUUCGCCCUCGGAGCACCCGGGGAUCACGCCUGCGGAGAGGGAUUACAUAUUGAACGCGCAAGCAGGAAUAGUCCGUACUGAGAAACCCACGUGGAAGCAGACGCCGAUGAAGAAAAUAAUGACGUCGGUGCCGUUCAUCAGUUUGAUCAUAUGCCACUUCGGGAAUCUCUUCUUAUUGUUCUUCUAUCAAAAUUCCCUGAUGUUAUACUUAACAAAAGCACUGGGUUUCCAAUUGACGAAGGGCGGCGCGGCGGCGGGCGCGCCCUGGGCUGGCAGGAUGAUAUUCGGUUUCGUCUUCAGCUGGAUAGGCGACACCGUGAAGAGGAAAAAUAUCAUAUCCAUCACCCUUCUGCGAAAAAUCGCCACCAUAUUUUCGCAUUUUUUACCUGGCGUUUUCCUGAUACUAGUCGGUUACGUCGGCUGCGACAUAGUGCUCGCGAAUGUUUGCUUGGUAUUCGCGCUAGGUUUCAACGGCGCCGCGAUUAUCGCAAAUUUAUCGAAUAAUCAAGAUCUGGCACCCAACUUCGCUGGCUUUCUUUACGGUAUCAUGAACACGAUCGGAAGCAGCUCCGGAAUUAUUAUACCGCCCAUGGUUGAGGAGAUAGCUGGGAAAUACGGGAAUCCAAUCGACAGAUGGCAGACGGUUUUCUGGAUAGGCGCAGGAGUAUGCAUCGCGUCCAUGGUGAUCUUUCUGUUCGGCGGUAGCGGUAAGAUUCAAAGUUGGAACGAAAUUCAAUUUCAAAGGACGGACGACCAAGAACUAGAAAGAGCGCGGCAGACCGCUGAAAAAUAAUGACGGGUUUCUAUCUUUCGGCCUUCGAACUGUGUUACAGUGAAGACACUUUUCCAAUUAUCUUUAAGUUGAAUUUUGGAAUGGAACGACAGCGCAGAAAGUAUCGCAAGGACGAAAAACAAAGUUAAAGUGUCUAAAAGAUGUUUGACAAGGAUAAAAAUAAAAAAAUUAAUAAAUUCGA